GCGGCGGGGGCCGAGCCGCGGGCGCCCAAUCAGCGCGGCGCGGGGGCUCGGGCGCUUUAAGCGCGGCGGCGGCCGAGCGGGGACAAAGUCCCCCCGGCGCCGCGACGAGCAUCCCCACUCCGGGGCCGGGACCGGGAUCGGGAUCAGGAUCAGGACCGGGACCAGGACCAGCACCGCGCCCGGCGGGCGGCUCCCCGCCGCCGCGAUCCCGCGGGGUGCCCGCAGCCGCCUCCUCCUCUUCCUCCUCCUCCUCCUCCUCCUGCCGCCGCCGCCGCCGCGCCCGGCCAUGUCGAUGCUGCCGUCGUUUGGCUUCACGCAGGAGCAGGUCGCCUGCGUCUGCGAGGUGCUGCAGCAAGGGGGGAACCUGGAGAGGUUGGGCCGGUUCCUCUGGUCGCUGCCGGCCUGCGACCACCUGCACAAGAACGAGAGCGUCCUGAAGGCCAAGGCGGUGGUGGCCUUCCACCGCGGCAACUUCCGCGAGCUCUACAAGAUCCUGGAGAGCCACCAGUUCUCCCCCCACAACCACCCCAAGCUGCAGCAGCUCUGGCUGAAGGCGCACUACGUGGAAGCCGAGAAACUGCGGGGCAGACCCUUGGGCGCCGUCGGCAAAUACCGCGUCCGCCGAAAAUUCCCUUUGCCCCGCACCAUCUGGGACGGCGAGGAAACCAGUUACUGCUUCAAGGAGAAAUCCCGGGGCGUGCUGCGGGAAUGGUACGCCCACAACCCCUACCCGUCCCCCCGGGAGAAGCGGGAGCUGGCGGAAGCCACCGGUCUCACCACCACCCAGGUCAGCAACUGGUUCAAGAACCGGAGGCAGCGGGACCGAGCGGCGGAGGCCAAGGAAAGGGAGAACACGGAAAACAACAACGCGGCCACCAACAAACCGAACCAACUCUCGCCUCUGGAUGGGAGCAAACCCCUCAUGUCCAGCUCCGAGGAAGAGUUUUCUCCUCCCCAAAGCCCGGAUCAGAACUCGGUCCUGCUCUUGCAGGGGAACCUCAGCCACGCCAGGAGCUCCGGCUACUCCCUGAGCGGCUUAGCCGCGUCCCAGACCCCUCACAGCCUCCAAGGCCACCAGCUCCAGGACUCGCUGCUGGGACCCCUCACGUCCAGCCUGGUGGAUCUGGGAUCCUAAAGGCCGGCAGCGGGCAGCCGGAGGAUCGGGAGAGGAGGUUCUGCUCGGGGACAGAGGCUCUGGGUUGUACAUAGAGGACAGCACCCGGGUUUACAGCUCACUCGCUGAUUCUUGACGGGACUCUCGGCUCUUUCACACAACCCCACAUCGGCUCCUGGUCCAGUUCCCCCGCCAGCGUCUCCCACUAUCACCACGAUUUUUAAUUUUUUUUUUUCCACGUAGCCAAAUGCAGAGAGCGGCAGAAACCCUCAGCCCUUCGAGUUCAAACGAGCCGGUCCCAGUGGGAAUUACAAAAAAGAAAAAAAAAAGAGAGAAAAAAAGGAAAAAAAAAUCCCAGUCCCAGCUGGAUCUGAUUCCACCGAAAUAAAUCGCAGCGCCGCAGGCGCGGUGGGGCGGGGGUGGCCGGGUCCCCCAGCCUCUGCCCGGCCGGGUCCCCGCGGGGCCGGCGAGGAGCUGGGACGGAGGCAGAGGGAGUGAAACGCUGUACCGAGCCCGGUGUCGUAGCGGGAGGAGGGAGGGGAAGUUACGUUUACAGUUUUCAUAUUUAGACGUACCAGAAAGAUUUCGAUGUAGUUUAAAUUUAAAAAAAAAUAAAAGAAAAAAAAAGUAAAAAAGAAGGGGGCAAAAGCUGCAGUAUUAGGAUUUUAACAAGUGCCUAUGUCUUAUUGCGGCUGUGCGAGGCAGUCGGUGAGCCAGCUCCCGUGGGCCCGAGGUCCCCGGCGUCCUUCUCCUCCGGGGUGAAGUUCAUCGAUGUGGCUAAAAAUGAGGAUAAUAAUAAUAAUAAUAAUAAUAAUUCGACGGCCGUUUCCUCCUGAACGAGUAUUCCUCAGGCUGCCCCGCCAGCUCCGCGUUGCCUUCUCUGUCCGUCCCUGCUCGCCGCCUUCCUCCUUCGGCUUGCAGACAGCCCGCGGACGACGCUGUCUGUCUCGAGUAUUUGUUACCAUAAAAAAAAAAAAUCGCAUGUGCUUUCAGGUUUAUUUUCUAUUGUACCUAAACAGUCUAAAUUAAACCGCGCUGAUGGCAGAACACCCAGGCUGCGCUUU
This is a messenger RNA of Phalacrocorax carbo (great cormorant), 2178 nucleotides long. Lineage: Eukaryota; Metazoa; Chordata; Aves; Suliformes; Phalacrocoracidae. The record is from RefSeq and is a predicted model, not a curated record.